Perca fluviatilis (European perch) is the source of this 437-nucleotide messenger RNA. RefSeq names its product putative mediator of RNA polymerase II transcription subunit 12. The record is from RefSeq and is a predicted model, not a curated record. NCBI's taxonomy places the organism in Eukaryota, Metazoa, Chordata, Actinopteri, Perciformes, Percidae. Gene Ontology annotation, biological process: positive regulation of transcription by RNA polymerase II. Gene Ontology annotation, molecular function: cAMP response element binding protein binding. Gene Ontology annotation, cellular component: nucleus; cytoplasm.
CACAGGGCGUCCCUCUGGACACCAGCAAACUGCCUCUGGACCAGAGGCUUCCUCCGUACCCACUCAGCCAGUCGCACCAGCACCAGCACCAACCAGGCUCCCACCAGCCUCCCCCCGGCCUGCAGGGCUCCCAGCCUGGACAGCAACCCUCUCACAUGAGCCAGCAGCACCACCACCAGCAGCUGCAUCGCCUCCAGCAGACGCAGCAGACGCAGCAAAUGCAGCAAAUGCAGCAACAGACGCAGCAGCAGCAGAUUCAGCAGAUGCAGCAACAGCAACAGUCACAGUCCAUGCAGCAGCAGCAGCAGCAGCAGCAGCAGCUCCACCUGCAGAACCUACGCAACUCACACAACCAGCACGUGCAGCAGCAGCAAUUUGAAUCGCAGCAGCAGCAGCACACGCGAGCGAACUCACAGCAGAUAAAGAGCGACGGCUGA